CAGAUUUUGCAUGCAAGUACAGCUACAGUCAUGGCCAAAAUGCAGAGUAGUUAGAUGCAUUUUAUAUUUGUUUUAUUUAAAUUCCUGUCCUGUUUCCCCAGUAGUGAUGCUGACAACAGAUACUCCGUCUGAUUCUUAGCGUUGACACAGUUACCCAAAGAUGUGACAUGCAAAGUGUUGAAAUGUCUGAAAAUGAAAGUGAUGUUGCAACUUUUUCACUUGCAUGCGGAAGUAAGUCCACUGCAGAGCGCAUUGCUGAGCAGCGCUGCACAGAGCGGACAGCAGUGAGGAUCGCUACAAGUGUUAGCCGAGGGUGUUGUGUGCGCUGCUCCGGGCUCUGGGCACAUAGAUAGCAAGUGACCUAUCGGGCUGAUGGCUUCCCGGGGGUCAGUGAGACCCUUAACAUUUCUCCGUAACAGCUUCAGGAGAGCAACUUGGAGCGGCUCUGGAGGGACACCCAGGCGUCCUCCUAUUCCAGGCACCCUAAGAGGUGAACAUACACCCAACGACAAGCCAGAUGAAAAUGAACGCAUCCGAUUUUCUGGGGGACAGCUGUUCUUUGAGUACCUUAUAGUUGUUUCACUGAAGAAAAAGAAAAAGGAUUCGGAGGAAUAUGAACCUCAGAUUACCUAUCAGUUUCCAAAGAGAGAACAGCUCAUUCGUUCUCAAAAAGAGGAGGAGGAGACUCUCCUGAAAGCCAUUCCUCUGUUCUGCUUCCCUGAUGGAAACAACUGGGCUCCACUUACUGAAUACAACAGUGAAACGUUUUCCUUUGUGUUGACCAACAUUGAUGGCAGUCGAAGAUUCGGAUACUGUCGACGACUUCUGCCACAUGGCAGUGGUGCACGCCUUCCAGAAGUAUACUGCAUUAUCAGUUGUCUUGGAUGUUUUGCAAUGUUUGAAAAGAUUUUGGAUGAGGUGGAAAAAAGACGACAGAAAUCUACUGCCUUGAUAUAUCCUUUCAUGCAGGGACUUCGAGAAGCACAAUUCCCAGCUCCAGGAAAAUCAGUUCAAGUUAAAAGUUUCAUCCCAGAACAUGGAACAGAGAUUAUAGAGUUGACUCGACCUCUUGACUCCAGGUUGGAACAUGUCGAUUUCAGGCCAUUACUUAAACACCUCUCUGAAGAAAAGAUCAUUAAAGUAUUUGCUUCUGCACUUUUAGAGAGGCGAAUAAUCUUCCUUGCAGAAGAACUCAGUAUCUUGUCACAAUGCAUCCAUGCUGUAGCAGCAUUGCUUUAUCCCUUCACUUGGCAACACACCUACAUUCCAGUUCUUCCAGAGGUCAUGAUAGAGACAGUGUGUUCACCAACGCCUUUCAUGGUUGGGGUUCAGAAAAUAUUUGAAGAGCGGUUUCAAGACCUACCAAUGGAAGAGGUUUUAAUCAUUGACCUGUGCAAGGGAAAGUUUACAGCUGACAUGAGUGAUGAAGGCUCAAUCAUCCCACCCAAACUACAAGACGAAAUGUUAGAAAUGUUGAAGAACUGGAAUAAGAAGUCAGAGUCUCUAGAAGAAGUGAACAACAUUGUAACAGAGGCCUUUAUAUGUUUUUUUGUUCGGACUGUUGGUCACUAUACACAAUACCUUAAGAGAAAUGGGGCACAAAUGGCUCAGUUUCAAGAGAAACCAUUCCGCAAGUCUCUGUCAUCCAGAUCAAUCAGGAGGUGUCUGAAGAAAUUUAUGACCACUCAGAUGUUUUCUGUGUUUGUUGAGGAAGCUGAAAAGAGACCUGUGGCACAAAAAGGAUAUUUCGAACAGAAGGUUAUUGAAUACCGUGAAAUGAAGAAAAAAGACAAGGAUAAGUCAUAGUAGCUGGGACACAAAGAUUUAUAUGCAGGAAAUCCCACUUACUCUGAUGUAAAUUAUCCAUACUGCACAAGGUGGGAUAUAAAGGUUGCCAUGGAAGAAAUACCACUACCCCUGAUGUAAAUAUUUCUUACUGAGAAAGCUGGGAUACUGAAAUAUCCCAGCAGGAUAUACAACUUCUCCUGUUGUAAAUAUUCUUUGCUGUACCUAAGCACAUUAGAUAUUUUUUUUUCGGGAAGGAAAGCUGUGUUUCAGCAUAGUUCCUGUAAACAAUGUGAAGGACUUAGAAUACUCAUGUACAUAGAAAAAAAACGUUUAAUUUUAUUUAUGUAUAGUGGACUUGUGUCAACACAAACUGCCUAUGGAUGAGGCCAAUACUUCUGCACCCUGAAGUUUGAUUAUUCUUGGGAACUCCCAUUUUGUUUUGUUUUGUGUGGAUAAUUUUUUGAUUGUCAUUUUCUUAGUUGUCUAUUCUGCUGUAAUGCUAGACUCUGGGGGGUCUGUCUAUGUAUACCACCAUUUUCAUUAUGGGGAAAUUUUCAGUCACCAUUCAAGAAAAUAUACAGAGGGAGUCGGUUUUGAGUAUAUCUGAGCUGCACGUGGAUGAUAACUGGUGGGAAUGACAAGACACCCUGCACAACACCCUGCGUUGACUGUCAGGUCUCAACCUUUUUUUCCAUCAGCUAGCUCUGAUGGCGGAAAGGGAUAAAGCCCUGACAAAGACACAGGUAACUGUGGUUCAGUUAUCAGCACAAGACACAGAGCUGGCAUGAGAAAGAUGGUCAUUCCCAACUUGCAGGGAAGAGGCCAGCUCAGUCUGCAACACUGCCUUUAUCCCCUUGGAGGAGAGUCAGUAAAUCAUGCAGUGACAGUGGAGUAUGUAUUAUGACUGUCAAGUCAUGUUUGUGUGGUAGCCUUUCAAUACACUUACUUGAGUAGAGCAUAGAGGUUCCCAUGGCAAUGUGGGUCACAGGAACUCUACCCAGGGGUGGGGUUUAUGACCUAACAGUAAUGCCAUCAUUGCCUGAAUGCUGGGAAGAGCAUAAAUGAUUUCUGUGACUGCCUGUAUGAUAGCUUCUUCAGAUGGUGCUCAUCCAUGUGGUGGAGAUACUCAGAAUGAGAGAAUGAAUGGGCUGAAGUCCAUGUAGGAGAGACCUGAUGAUCAACAGCCAUGAGGCAAAAAUUAUAUAAAAAACUUUCCAUCAAAAUGUGUGGCAAGUGGGAAAAGUAUGUGAUGAAGCAUGACAGAAGUAAAAAAAAACAAACCCAGGGAAUCAAGUGCAUUAGCAUUUAUAAUGUUUCCGGCUACAGGCCACCAUGAGUAAUGAAUUUAUAAUUUCAUUGGACAGUGCUGAGUAUUGCCUUCUCAAUGUAGUACAGAAGGUUUAAAAUGAACUAAUAAAACUUCUGUGGUAUCAUUCAACAAUGUCAUAUUAGUGUGAUAAAGUACUGACAGCCAUUACUGCUCACACAAAUAGUGAGUAGUUAGAUAUUUUUGGCCUUAGUUACAGCCAUUACUGCUCACGCUAAAAGUGAGUAGCUAGAACUGUAUGGCCUGUCUUCACUACUGUAUAGCUGUUCAUUAGUCCUUGUGUGUCUAAAAGGUAAUCAAUACAAAUAUCAUGCUGAAUGAUGGAUGUACUAUAAAUUAUGCUGGUUACAAAAAGUCACAAAUCCAGUUUGGACUAAUUACAUUAUCAUGGUUUUGUUAGUUUAGUUUUAUGAUUAUACUUUUCAAAAAAGACACAAAAUAAAAUGCAUAAAUUAAUUUAGGCCUUAUCCAAAGGCAUCUGACAGUUUUUAUGACUCAGUAUGGAAGUGCAUUUGUCAAAAUCCUGCAUACAAAACAUCAAGAAGUUGUAUAUUGAGCAGUGGGAGGAGCUGAGAGGAAGGGCAGGGAGAUACGAUGUUGUAUAUUGAGCAGUGGGAUGAGCUGAGAGGAAGGGCAGGGAGAUAAGAAGUUGUAUAUUGAGCAGUGGGAGGAGCUGAGAGGAAGGGCAGGGAGAUAAGAAGUUGUAUAUUGAGCAGUGGGAGGAGCUGAGAGGAAGGGCAGGGAGAUAAGAAGUUGUAUAUUGAGCAGUGGGAUGAGCUGAGAGGAAGGGCAGGGAGAUAAGAAGUUGUAUAUUGAGCAGUGGGAGGAGCUGAGAGGAAGGGCAGGGAGAUAAGAAGUUGUAUAUUGAGCAGUGGGAGGAGCUGAGAGGAAGGGCAGGGAGAUAAGAAGUUGUAUAUUGAGCAGUGGGAGGAGCUGAGAGGAAGGGCAGGGAGAUCCGAUGUUGUAUAUUGAGCAGUGGGAUGAGCUGAGAGGAAGGGCAGGGAGAUAAGAAGUGGUAUAUUGAGCAGUGGGAGGAGCUGAGAGGAAGGGCAGGGAGAUAUGAUGUUGUAUAUUGAGCAGUGGGAGGAGCUGAGAGGAAGGGCAGGGAGAUAAGAAGUUGUAUAUUGAGCAGUGGGAGGAGCUGGAAGGAAUGGUAGAGAGAUAUGUAGGGAGCAAAAUCUGGAAAUAAUAAUCACAGAAUCUUAAAGUGCAUUCAGAAAAGAUAAGCAAAUAUUCUAUUAGCUUGUAAAGUCAUAAAUAGAGCUUGUUUUAUUAAAAUAUAUAAAGAUAACGGUACUUCUGUAUGGUACAAUGACUGCAACAAAAGUAGUUUCCUUUACAUUUUUGUCUGUCAGUGCUCUAUAUCUUUGAAAUACUGAAGCCCCAUUUUGCUAUUCCACACUUCCUUCCCCCCACUGGUGGUCACAUUAUGUAGUGCUUUGAUCUCCAGUAACUUCUCCUUCUUGCCAGCAUAGAGGUUCACAUAUUACUUUGUGGACACUUCACACUUUGGUGCAUAUGUAAUGCUAUGAAGGAGAUGUCAGUUCUAUCAAGGAAGAUCUGCCAGGUGAUUAUGAGUGGGUAGUGCAAUUAUGUGCUGAGUGGGAUCUGGAAACUGAUGUUGUUUUAUGAUGAAAGCAGGGUAUACAGAAGUGCUAAAAGUUUUUGCUAUGUGGUGUUUGUGAGCCGAAAAGUGGUACUGAUGUAGAGCAUUAAAUAUGUUAUGGCAUGGUUCUGGUAUAUGGUAUCUGUGAAUUGGAGUAUGGUGCUGCUGUGGUGUGUUAUGGAGUGGUUCUGAUGUGUGGUAUCUGCAAAGCUGGAGAGUGGUGAUGAUAGAGUGUAUUGAGUGUACAUUAUUCAGGGUUCUGGUGUAUGGUGUCUGUGCUGGUGUUAUGUGGUGUGAGUGAAAGCGAUUCUGGUGAUUGCUAGUUUGAAAUUGUGGUGUUAACAGCAAUGUGGCAUUUGUCUUGUACUGUGAAUGUUAGUUGCAUAGCAGUGCUGGUGUUGUGAGGUACAGGAUGAACAUGCAUGCUGAGAUUGUGGUAAUCGUGAGUGGAAGACAGGUGCUAGAAUUCUGCAGUGAUCAUGGUUUGUUGAGUUUUGCUGGGAUGCUGGUGACAGUGGUUUGGAGACUGGUACUAGUAUUGUGUGGUGACUUAGUUGGCUAGUAGUUGUGAUAGUCAUGAUUUGAGGAACUAUACUGAUAUUGUGCUGACUGAGAAGUAGAAGGAAGGCUGGAGCUGUCUGAUGAGUAUGAUCUGGAAAGCAGUGCUGCUGAUGUAAUCUGUGCAAGUGCUGGUGAUGUAAUCUGUACAAGAUGUACAUAAAUAGUCCUGGAAAGCAGUGCUGGUGAUGUAAUCUAUGCAAGUGCUGGUGAUGUAAUCUGUACAAGAUGUACAUAAAUAGUCCUGGAAAGCAGUGCUGGUGGUGUAAUCUAUGCAAGUGCUACUGCUGUAAUGUAUACAAGAUGUACAUAAAUAGUCCUGAAAAGCAGUGCUGGUGAUGUCAUCUAUACAAGUGCUACUGCUGUAAUGUAUACAAGAUGUACAUAAAUAGUCCUGGAAAGCAGUGCUGGUGAUGUACUCUGUGCAAGAUGUACAUAAAUAGUCCUGGAAAGCAGUGCUGGUGAUGUAAUCUGUACAAGAUGUACAUAAAUAGUCCUGGAAAGCAGUGCUGGUGAUGUAAUCUAUGCAAGUGCUACUGCUGUAAUGUAUACAAGAUGUACAUAAAUAGUCCUGAAAAGCAGUGCUGGUGAUGUCAUCUAUGCAAGUGCUACUGCUGUAAUGUAUACAAGAUGUACAUAAAUAGUCCUGGAAAGCAGUGCUGGUGAUGUCAUCUAUGCAAGUGCUACUGCUGUAAUGUAUACAAGAUGUACAUAAAUAGUCCUGAAAAGCAGUGCUGGUGAUGUAAUCUGUGCAAGAUGUACAUAAAUAGUCCUGGAAAGCAGUGCUGGUGAUGUAAUCUGUGCAAGUGCUGGUGAUGUAAUCUGUACUAGAUGUACAUAAAUAGUCCUGGAAAGCAGUGCUGGUGAUGUAAUCUGUGCAAGAUGUACACAGAUAGUGAGACUAUGCUGAUACACUAUGGUGGUCGUGAAUGGAAUACAAGGUUGAGACUCUCAUAUUAGUCCGGUGACUGGUUCUGAUAUUGCGAGGUGAUUGUUAGAUGAAGAGUGAUACUGGUGUUGUAACUGAAAGAUGUAGAGAAGUGCUGGAACUCUGUUGUGACCUUGGGUUGGACAGCGAUACAGUAUUGUUGCUCUGUAAUUAAGCUAAGAAUAAUGUUGAUGUUGUGGCAGUCAUACAUUUACAGGACAUACUAUCAGUCUUUGGUGAAAGUUGUUUGAAGAGUGGUGCCUUGUUAGGUAUGAGGCCCUCAGUCACUUAAAAUAUCCAACUGUACUCUGCAUAUAUCUCUUGGUGCAACUAUAAUUUCACGGAGAUUUUCUGCCACUUCAGAAUGUGAGGUACAGAUCCCCUCAGUAUCUUUUGCUUAGUUAAUAUGGAGUUAACCAUUUUGUGUGUCAGUUGAUUUUCUGCCAUCCAAAUUAACAUCAAACUAUGUUUCAUAAUAUUGCAUCUUUAAAUUUGAUGUUUAAGCUUGUACAGUAAGGUCAAACUGUUACCCCUACAACAAAAAGGAUAAUGCAGACAUCCACUUGAAGGUUUAUAUUGCUGUUGGCUAACUGUAAACUUAUGGUAUGUGUUACAACUGCAACUUUUGUGAAUACUGUCUUCCGAUAUCCCUUCACCUGACUCACUAAGUACAUAUGUACGGAAAUAGAAGAGAUUCCCCUCCCCCACAAGGAAGUAAAUAAUAAUGCUGAAAACGCUCGCCUCCUCCCCACAAACCCACAACCAAGGAACCUCAUCCAUUGAUAUCAGCUUAUUGUUAGUGAACCUGUCAGACCUUUUUUUUUUUGUUCCAGGUACGGAUGUUGUUCUAUACAUAUGUGUUAUAUGCCUUUAUGUUUAUAUUUGUUUUAUUUCUAAUCUGUUCUAGGUUUUUAAUGUCAUUUAUUACCAAGGUGUAGUAGACUUUAUUUUCUGUAGAAUGUUAAAAUGUUUAAGGUACUCAGGUGAGAUCAUGAAAUGAUUAUCUUUUAGUGCAAAGUAAAGCUCUGCAUUUUAUGGUGAAAGUGUAGGGUUAAAUGUUUUUAACCAUCAGUUUUAGUGUUAUAUACAGUGUUUUGAAAUCUUAGCACAUCAUUUUCAGCACAGUGAUUGAAGAUGAAUUUUUUUUAAAUGAAUCUUGCACACAGGAAGCACUAACCUCUAAAAGGGAACCACCAUUAAUGUUUUAUGUUGCAUGACAGUAGCUACAGUGACUUCCAUAUACUUUGCAAUAGUGCCUAUAACAAAAAAAUGAGAAUUCUUCUUCAGAAUGACCUGUCAGAUAUUGUUGUAAAUUGUUUUGUUAAAAUUAACUUGUAUACUUGAAUAGGUUUUGUGGUUUCCUUGUGGUAAAAUAAAAAUGUAUAUAAAUC
Messenger RNA from Protopterus annectens (West African lungfish), 7598 nucleotides. RefSeq names its product DENN domain containing 2D (gene DENND2D). Lineage: Eukaryota; Metazoa; Chordata; Ceratodontiformes; Protopteridae. The record is from RefSeq and is a predicted model, not a curated record. The coding region runs from base 373 to 1806 and encodes 477 amino acids. Gene Ontology annotation, cellular component: cytosol; nucleoplasm. The transcript is spliced from 12 exons.